This is a messenger RNA of Racocetra fulgida, 182 nucleotides long. The record is from the annotation of a GenBank genome assembly. Lineage: Eukaryota; Fungi; Glomeromycota; Glomeromycetes; Diversisporales; Gigasporaceae.
ACUCAACAAAUAACCAAGCGACAUUAAAGCAGUUGUACGAAAACGGAUAUCUUAGUACUACUCCUGAAAAUCAUGAAAAUGAUGCCUUAGAUGUUAACAUUCGUGGAUUAGACGGAAAGAGGAGAAUAUUGUCAAUUAUUGCAGAUAAAAUCCUCUAUGAUAUUAUCAAAGAAAAGUUACCA